UAUUAUACAAUAUUUUUAUUUAACUAGGUACAAAAACCAUUUCCAAAAUUAAAAAAAUUUUUGAAAAUUGGUGGCCAUCCGAAGCAGUUUAAAGGUAACAAAUCAUUAACAUGUACAUGUAUUGGAUUUGGUAUGACAACAGAGGAUCCAUUUACAAUGGGAGUUGAGGGAUAUUUGAUGGACACUACAGUGACAUAUGGUCGAAGAGCUUGUCGAGACUAUGACACUGAAAUGAUAAAUAAUACUUGGAGAGAAUAUCUGUGUUCAAGACCUGGCCGGAUUACAAUGGUGUGUCAGGGAGACAGCGGUGGUCCAAUGAUUUGCAAAAACAAGCUUUAUGGAGUAUGCAGUUUUUUCUUUAAUUACAGCAACAAUAGUACCGAUAGGAAGAAUACUUGUGGUGGACCUAACAUGCAGCCGGUGCAUACAUUCUUACACUAUCAUUUAAAAUGGAUAAAUAAUAUAAUAGAUCCGGGUGCGAAUUCCGGGCUUUUGCUUAAACAGCACCAAUUGCAUACAAUUGUAGCAAUAUCACUGUGUAUUUUACUAAUAUUUUAAAAUAACUAAAUUUAUAAAACAUAUUUUUAUCAAACAAAAUGAUGUUGGAUUAAUUAUUUGUAUUUUUACGAUCCAGUAGUAAUAUUGCUAUGCCGUAAUUAUAAAUUAAAAACAAAUUAGGUACUUAAA
This is a messenger RNA of Myzus persicae (green peach aphid), 687 nucleotides long. Its product is annotated as serine protease 57-like. Lineage: Eukaryota; Metazoa; Arthropoda; Insecta; Hemiptera; Aphididae. Gene Ontology annotation, biological process: proteolysis. The transcript has 2 exons. Gene Ontology annotation, molecular function: serine-type endopeptidase activity. The record is from RefSeq and is a predicted model, not a curated record. The coding region runs from base 133 to 558 and encodes 141 amino acids.